Molecule: messenger RNA, 1185 nt
Organism: Juglans regia (Persian walnut)
Lineage: Eukaryota; Viridiplantae; Streptophyta; Magnoliopsida; Fagales; Juglandaceae
Exons: 2
Coding region: 1-1185 (394 amino acids)
Source: RefSeq, a predicted model, not a curated record
AUGGCGAAGGUCCAUGCACCGGGUAAAGAAUGCAUAAGGUGUCCAUGUAGGAGAUGCCGAAAUCGAACUUUCCAUCCUAUUCCUAUGGUUGAGGAUCACUUGUUCAUCAUAGGUAUUGAUCCAUCUUAUACGGAAUGGAUAUUCCAUGGCGAGGAGGAAAGUUUGGCCGAGGCAGAAUUUUCGGAUGAAGAAGGUGAUGAUGCCUAUAGCUAUAAUGACUACAUUGAUGAUGUAGACGAGAUGCUAGAUGACAUCCACACAGGGCCUUCACGACACACCUCUGAUACUCCAAUACACCCGAACUUCGACGAGUUGUUUGAUGAUGCAAGAAAGCCACUUUAUCCAAACUGCACAGAGUUCUCAAAGCUAUCAUUCAUAGUCAAGUUGCUUCACAUAAAGACAGUUGGUGGUUGGACUGUGAAGUCGUUUGACAUGGUUAUAAAGCUUUUGCAAGCAGCGUUUCCUCAUGCUCUUUUCCCUAGCUCAUAUAACGAGGCUCGCCGCUUACAACGUGGUUUGGGCUUCAGUUAUACAAAGAUACAUGUAUGUCCAAAUGAUUGUGUCUUGUUUUGGAAGGAUCAUGCUAAUAAAGAUGAGUGCCCCAAAUGUAAUGCAUCUAGGUGGGCCUCAAGCACAACUAACCAACAGAGGAUACCUCAAAAAGUCCUCCGAUAUUUUCCAUUGAAGCCACGGUUGCAAAGGCUGUUUAUGUCAAAGAAGACCGCCCAAGCCAUGAGAUGGCAUGUAGAAGAGCGUGUUGACGAUCCCAACUUCAUGAGACAUCCGGCUGAUUCUAGGGUUUGGAAGGACUUCGAUAACAAACAUCCGAGGUUUGCCCAAGAUCCUCGUAAUGUCAGACUUGGACUAGCGAGUGAUGGGUUCAACCCAUUCAAUAACAUGAGCAAACCGUACAGCAUUUGGCCAGUGCUACUUGUGCCUUACAACUUGCCCCCUUGGUCAUGCAUGAAAGAUCCAUACUUGAUGUUGUCAUUGUUAAUCCCUGGACCAAAGGCACCGGGAAAUGAUAUUGACGUGUUCCUGCGUCCCCUAUUAGAUGACUUGAGAGAAUUAUGGGAAGAGGGAAUUCGUACAUAUGAUGCAUACAAACGAGAAUCGUUUCAGCUGAGGGCAGCGUUGCUCUGGACCAUCCAUGAUUUUCCUGCAUAUGCAAAUCUUUCAGGCUAG